AUGCCGCCGCGCCACCGGGGAUUUCGGGCUACCGCGGCGUCCGCCAACGCCUUCUACGCCGAGAUUCGGUCCGGCGACAUCCGCCUCGGCCUCGGCACGUUCGAGACCGUGCACGAGGCAGCCCGCGCGUACGACGCGGCGGCGUGGCGCCUCCAGAGGCCUCGCGCGCAGAUGAACUUCCACGACGUCUGGACGCGCGAGCAGGCGCAUGUCGUCGCCCCUCCGCCUCGUCUUAUAACAGACCAGGACUGUGAGGAACACCGUCGGCGGCAGUGCCGUCUCCUCAUCGCCGAGGAGGACGAGUGA
Messenger RNA from Aegilops tauschii subsp. strangulata, 306 nucleotides. RefSeq names its product ethylene-responsive transcription factor ERF098-like. Gene Ontology annotation, molecular function: DNA binding; DNA-binding transcription factor activity. The record is from RefSeq and is a predicted model, not a curated record. Lineage: Eukaryota; Viridiplantae; Streptophyta; Magnoliopsida; Poales; Poaceae. Gene Ontology annotation, biological process: regulation of DNA-templated transcription.